Anguilla rostrata (American eel) is the source of this 3306-nucleotide messenger RNA. Its product is annotated as excitatory amino acid transporter 3-like. Gene Ontology annotation, biological process: L-glutamate transmembrane transport. Bases 1399 to 3306 code for a protein of 635 amino acids. Gene Ontology annotation, molecular function: L-glutamate transmembrane transporter activity; L-cysteine transmembrane transporter activity; glutamate:sodium symporter activity. The transcript has 13 exons. Gene Ontology annotation, cellular component: plasma membrane. The record is from RefSeq and is a predicted model, not a curated record. Lineage: Eukaryota; Metazoa; Chordata; Actinopteri; Anguilliformes; Anguillidae.
UAUCCUUGAGCAAGGUGCUGCUUAACCUGCAUUGCUUCAGUAUAUAUCCAGCUGUAUACAUGAAUACAGUGUAAAUGCUGUGUAAAAAGUUGUGUAAGUCGCUUUGGAUAAGACUGUCUGCUAAAUGAUUGUAAUGCAAUGUAGGUCUGUUCAUAAACCAUUGUACCAGCAUGUCCCAGGUGCCACCACAGUGUAAUGCGUAUUCAUCCACUGAACAAAGGGGUCUGGUUUGUAUGGAAUAUGCUCCUGAGCUCCUGAGAAUUUUGUGGACUGUCCCGAACAAAAUGUUUUUUGUUUUUGUUUUUUUCUUUCUGAGGCAAGACAUGCUGACCGGAACAGAAGGCCACAGGUUGGCAUUCUCUCCAGCGCUCGAUGGGUGAGAACGAGUCGUCCCAUAUCUAGAAUCUCCUCCCUGUGCAUCAUUGUCAGAAGGCUCGUAGCAUUUUAUUCGACCUUUGUCUCUGCCCUGGGAGCGUCACAGAAUGCCUCACCCUUCACAGCAUUUUUCUGUCAUGUUCAUUCAAGGGCAGCUUCCAUGAAUUCUCUUGAGCCAAAAUAUAUGUAUCUACGCCCCCCAGUACCUUCGGAAGAGACGAUAAACCGAGGUCCCGAUUCACUGAGGUCAUAAAAGAUUAUGACGGUGGAAGAGUACAGUAGAGUUUGCAGACACAAUUCAACAAGGCCUUCAGUGAGGAAGCCGCAAUGCGUCACCUGGUGGACAAACAGAGGAAGCGUCAGAAGACCUGGAGUGGCCUCAAUACAAGAGGCUAUAACUACAAAGUGCGUUGUCCUAAAUUUUGAAGAUGUAAGCAAGCAUUUCUGUUUUCCAGCGUUUUGUAAAAAUGCUGCCACCAAACUCACGAUCUGGUUGAAGAAAAGUAACGUGUUUUAAUAAUUUAAAUGCGUAGCUCUGCAUUUGUUUUUAAAUUAAUUUUAUUAGUGCGUUUUAUUUUUUCUUCCCCAAUUUGGAAUGCCCAGUGGUAUACAUAUCGGCGCUCAUUUUUGCGCCCUCCAUUAUCAGUUCGGUAGAAUUGCAGACAGCCUGUACUGUGCUCGGAAACACCUGAGGUCCGCGCCGUCGCUUCUUAUUCAGAAGUCGGGCGCGUGCAGACCUGAGCUGGUGCAGCUCGACGGGCGCACUCGCCGGCGACCGAUCGACCGAAGGCCGUGCGUUUUACAAUAUACUGCCGCGGAUUCCGUUGUCGUCAUGGGACACCUACAUCCCACAAGGACACAGGUAGCCUACCACCUGCUCACUCGCAACCCUCCUCCUGUCAUCAGUCGGAAUCUCCCUCUUCCGACCAAUCACACUCUUCCUUUUCCCAUCCAAUCGGAUUCCGGCUCACCUGGCCCGUGCCGUGGAGAAGGCACUCCAAGCCCAGGAGAUCGCGGGAUAAGAUGGAGAACAGGGACAGAGGAUGCCGCCGUUGCUGGAGCUCCGUGAAAAGGAAUCUUUGCCUGAUUGCUACCAUUGGAGCAGUAAUUUUGGGAAUCGUGCUGGGGUUGCUGGUUCGAGAGUAUGCCUCCCUCUCCGAGCUCCAUAAGCACUAUUUUGGCUUCCCUGGGGAAAUCCUGAUGAGGAUGCUCAACAUGGUGGUCCUCCCACUAAUCAUUUCCAGCAUCAUAACAGGGGCGGCGGCCCUGAACCCGGAGGCGUUGGGCGGCAUCGGCCUGCGUGUGGUGAUAUGCUACCUGUCAACAACCGCCAUCGCCGUCUGCCUGGGUAUCACCAUGGUGACAGCCAUCAGACCCGGCUUCCCCCGAGACAGCCGCAGUGGGAUCGGGCCCAGGCCAGAGGUCGCCGCGGCGACGGACACCAUGUUGGAUCUGCUCAGGAACAUGGUCCCUGAGAACCUGGUGGGAGCCUGCUUUCAGCAGUACAAAACGCGCAGGAAAGAGGCGGACGCACCUGCAGCGGAUGUUUCACCCGCACCUGUGCCCGUCUCCAUAGCGACCCUCUCAUGGCAGAACAUCAGCCAGAACUCGACAGAGGGGCAGAACUACCCCACAGAGGGGCAGCAGUACUCGAUAGAGGGGAGGUACUACGAGGGGAUCAACAUCCUGGGCCUGAUCGUGUUUUGCCUGCUGUUCGGGCUCACCGUGGGCAGAAUGGGGGAGCGGGGGCGGGUCCUGGUGGAGUUCUUCGACGCGCUGAACGAGGCCACCAUGAGAAUCGUCCAGAUCAUUAUGUGCUACAUGCCCGUUGGGAUAGUCUUCCUAAUUGCUGUGAGGAUCGUGGAGGUUGAAAACUGGGACAUGGUCCAGAAACUGGGGCUCUUCAUGGUGACCGUGUUGAGCGGGCUGGCCAUCCAUGCCUGCCUCGUUCUCCCGCUGCUCUACCUGGCGUUUGUGAGGAGGAACCCCUUCAGGUUCGCCUGGGGGAUGGCUGAAGCUCUGGUGACCGCCCUCAUGACCUCGUCCAGCACGGCCACGCUGCCUGUGACGCUGCGCUGCGCGGAGGAGAGGAACGGGCUGGACCGGCGGGUCACGCGCUUCGUCCUGCCGCUGGGCACCACCGUCAACAUGGACGGGACCGCCCUGUACGAGGCCGUCGCCGCCAUCUUCAUCGCCCAGCUCAGCGGCUACGCCCUGGGGGUGGGGCAGCUCCUCACGCUCAGUAUCACGGCAACGCUGGCCAGCAUUGGGGCAGCUGGAAUCCCCUCUGCAGGGGCAGUUACUACGAUCAUGGUGCUGUCGGCGCUGAACUUACCCCUGGAUGAUGUCACUCUCUUAAUCGCUGUCGAUUGGCUGCUGGACCGCUUCCGCACGGCGGUCAACGUUCUGGGCGACGCCUUCGCGGCCGGAAUCGUGCAGAAGCUGUCGGAGCGGGAGCUGGGGGGGGCGGGGACGCUACGCAAGCUGGACGCCGCGAGCCUCUACGCCCUCGACACGCCCCCGGGCACGGCCGACGCCGAGGAGGACGCCUACGGCAACCACGUCUUCGCCCGCGGCAACGCGCUCGCCAGCGCCGCGGCUUCGCAGCGCACCGGCUCGCCGCCAGACGGUCGCCGCAACGACGCUCGCCGCAACGACGGCUUCGCCCGCCAACGCGGCUUCGCCGCGGCAACGACGGCUUCGCCCGCAGCAACGACGGCUUCGCCCGCGGCAACGGCGGCUUUGCCAACGACGGCUUCGCCGCCAGCGUCGCCAGGCGGCGUGCCCGCGCAGGCUUGCCGAACACGCUUCGCAACGAUGGCUAGCCGCAAGCGUCUGGCCUUCAGCCCUGGCCCCGGUUUCCACCGUCUGAUCUUACAGGAGGAGAGCGCUGAGUCACCGCCCCUGCUGCUGGUGACCUUUGACCUUUGA